GCUGGAGUCAUAAGCGGUACGACGAUGGAGACAUGUUCUGCUUCGAUUCCACAACCUGUGACUCCGGAGCCAAAUCCUCUUCUUCUACCUGAGCAUGCUCAAUUUCUUGAGUCGAGUCCAUCCAUGGUAAGGUUUCUUGUUCGUUAAACUACUAUGGCUGAGAGGUGUCACAUAUAGAUUUACUGAUGUUGUAAAACGUUUCCAGAGCCUUGUGAAUGUGAUGAUCUCCCCAAAGAGAGAGUGUGACGGAUUUGAUUAUAUUCCUCAGCAAGAUGGAGCGAGAGACCUUGUCACAGAUCCAAACACUUAUGCUCCUUAUGAUGUAGAUGAGAAUGAAGAGCUUUUGAACGAGGACGAUGAUGAGGAAGACGCUAUUGAUGAAGAUGAUAUCAACAGCAUUCCACAUUUAGUCAUGUGUCAAUUUGAUAAGGUGAGGCGUUGCAAGAAUAGGUGGGAGUGCAAAUUCAAUGCGGGCGUUAUGCAAAUAAACGGCAAAAAUGUUCUUUUCUCAGAGGCCACUGGAGAUUUCAACUUCUAAAAGAUGCAACGAGAAGCACCCUCUCUUCUGAUUUUACAGAACAUAUUUUGGCUUU
Messenger RNA from Camelina sativa (false flax), 593 nucleotides. The record is from RefSeq and is a predicted model, not a curated record. NCBI's taxonomy places the organism in Eukaryota, Viridiplantae, Streptophyta, Magnoliopsida, Brassicales, Brassicaceae.